This is a messenger RNA of Besnoitia besnoiti, 1614 nucleotides long. RefSeq lists its product as uncharacterized. Lineage: Eukaryota; Apicomplexa; Conoidasida; Eucoccidiorida; Sarcocystidae. The record is from RefSeq and is a predicted model, not a curated record. Bases 1 to 1614 code for a protein of 537 amino acids. The transcript has 8 exons.
AUGGCCGCGCCAGAAGGAACUCCGCUUCAUCAGCUGGCCGCGCUGCCUCUGAGCGGCUCGAGUUCCUCCUCUCCGCUUUUGCGCCUCCGCUCGCCGGCGUCUCGCGAUUUGCCGUCGCCCCCUGCGGGCUCUUCGAGCCCUCCUCUCGCCGCGCCUUCGUGGCAGGAAGCAUCCUCUCUCAGCCGCAGAGGCGCCGACUCGCGGCCUGCGGCCUGCGCAGAGGAGGCGCCUGGGAGAGGAGACAACGAAGCGAGGCUGAGCGAGGAGGGAACGCGAAUCGAUGAGACGAAGGCACAGGUGGCGGCGCUGCUUCUUAAGAGGCAGUUUCGAUCUGUGAUUCGCCUCGUCUCCGAACUCCUGCAGCAGCCGCAGCUGCCGCCGGAUCUUCAUAUUCAGUGGGUAGCAGUCAAGAUCUACGCGCUGCUUUCUCGCAAGGACGGCGCGGGCAUUGCGGCGGCGCUGCGCGCGCUGCCGCAUCCUCUCUCUUCGCCGUAUUGGACAUACGAGUUCCACGGCGGCUUAUAUGCGGGGAAGCGGGGCUCGCUGAUUCCCUUCUGCCUCCACACGUUUCUGGCCUGUGCGCCGAGUGUCUGCACGCCGAACUCGCCGGCGUGUCUCGACGCGAUCUACGCCCUCCUUCGCUUCGCGCGGAGAAGACUGGAGACCUACUGCCAUCCUUCUCGCUGCGCGUGUCCAGAGCCUUCUGAGCGCUCCCCCACUGCCGCGCUGCGGAAGUCUCUGCUGCGUGUCGCGGCUGGCCGGCCGCCGAGCAGCUCGGCGGCUGUCUCCUCGCCCCCGCCGGCGUCUUCGGCGCGCUCGCCUGAGGGCCCCCUGGGCGCGGAUGCGGCGGCGGACGACUCUCUGCUCCACGCACUCUGGUUAGAGCGGCUGACGACAGCGGCCUUCCUCGCAGCUGAGAUCCUCGUCGCGAAGGGUCACCCGCAGGAGGCGCUUCAGCUGCUGCAGGAAGAAGUCCUCAAGCGGCGGCAGGGGCAGCAGCACACGCCGACGCUCUCGCUGAUGGGGCGCAUCGGCCUGCGGAUGGGCUCCCUCGACCUCGCGGACGAGUGUUUCGGCUACGUCGAGUGCCUCAGCGAGUGCGACAACGUGACGGCGCAAACCAACAGCGGCCUGCUGGCGCUCCUGAGCCGCGACGCAGGGCGGGCGAGGGCGGCGUUCGGGGCCGGGCACGAGCUUGCCGAGCUUGGAGAAGAAGAGCGCAGGAAGUUCCUCUGGGGGGAGAAGGCGGCCAAGUUCGAGCUGAACCGCGAGGAAGACGUUCGCGAAGGCGAGCACGCGCGACAAGCGGCCUCGCUCCCCGGCUGGGCGCCAAAGCGGCUCGCAGGCGUGUCCUACCCCUCCGCGCUCGCCAGCACGGCCUCGAACCUCGCCGUCGCGAACUUGUACGAUAGAAAACUCUACGAGGCCACCGUCGUCCUCGAGUCCGCCAUGGAGCGGCAGCCGGAUGAGUCUCUCUUCGUCGGCGGAGUUCGCAAUCUGCUAACGCUCUACGAGUUUUCUUUCAACAAGCACACAUGCUUGUCCUACUUGUCAAACCUGAUUCACACAGCGGCGGCUGAGGACGACGAGCUGGGCGCCCUCGUGACGUCGUGA